UCAUGCUAUAUAAGUAACGCCUUACAUGUCAACUGAAUAUAGAUCAAACCAACUACACCACUUCAAUCCAUCCUGAUAUUAAUUCCCAUUUGAUCAUUACCAAUGGAUAUUAAUAAGUUUGUCUUAGUGCUUCUCUCUGCAUCCUUAGUUUUAGGACUAGUCCAAUGCUUCGAAUUCCACGAGAGUGACCUUGCUUCCGAAGAAAGCCUUUGGGAUUUGUAUGAGAGAUGGAGAGCCCAUCACACCAUUUCUCGAGACCUUGUGGAGAAAGAAAGGCGGUUCAACGUGUUCAAGACUAAUGUUCAUCAUGUUCACAAGGUGAAUAAGAUGGAUAAGCCUUACAAGCUGAAGCUAAACACGUAUGCUGAUAUGACUAACCAUGAGUUUAGAGCUUCUUACGGGUCUAAAAUUGCGCAUCACAGGAUGUUCCACCCACGUCCAGUGACGGAGUUCAUGCAUGGCAAGAUUGAAGAUAUUCCGGCCUCUGUUGAUUGGAGAACCAAGGGAGCUGUUACCCCUGUUAAAAAUCAACGGAAUUGCGGUAGUUGCUGGGCAUUCUCAACUAUAGCUUCAGUAGAAGGAAUCAACCAGAUCAAAACCAAACAAUUACUCUCACUCUCUGAGCAGGAGCUGGUAGAUUGUGACCAUGACAACUAUGGUUGCGAUGGAGGACUCGUUGAGCAUGCUUUUUCUUACAUUAAGAAAUCUGGUGGUGUCGUUGCUGAAACUACAUAUCCAUAUGAGGCUAAAAAUGAUAUAUGCAACUCAGCUAAGGCUAAUGCGCCAGUAGUGAAGAUCGAUGGUUAUGAAGUGGUGCCUGAAAAUGAUGAGAAUGCUUUACUGAAAGCCGUGGCAAAUCAACCUGUUUCUGUGGCUAUUGAUGCUAGUGGUUCUGAUUUGCAGUUCUACUCUGAGGGAGUGUUUAGUGGAGAGUGUGGAACAGACUUGGACCAUGCAGUAACAGCUGUAGGAUACGGAACAACGCAAGACGGAACCAAGUAUUGGAUAGUGAAGAACUCGUGGGGACCUGGAUGGGGUGAGAAAGGUUACAUUCGGAUGCAACGCGGUGUUGACGCCAAAGAGGGGCUUUGCGGCAUUGCAAUGGAUGCAUGCUACCCUACCAAGUUAUCUUCUGACAAUCCUCAUACUGCUGAGUCUGCUAAAGAUGAACUCUGAACAUUAGGACACUUGCGUUGAACGAGGAUAUCAAUUUGUUGAACUAGAUGUAUCAGCAUUAUUCAGUUUCUUUCUAUUGCAAAACUAUGCCUUUUUCUUCUUUCAAAUUGUUUUUAGGUUUCUUUGAUCCAUUUCCUACAGUAUUACCAAGCUAAAGCUGAAUAAUUGGUAAAAAUUUGCUUGAAAUAAAUGGAAGUUUGAGUUUUUUUAUUCA
Beta vulgaris subsp. vulgaris (sugar beet) is the source of this 1390-nucleotide messenger RNA. Its product is annotated as vignain. Gene Ontology annotation, molecular function: cysteine-type endopeptidase activity. Lineage: Eukaryota; Viridiplantae; Streptophyta; Magnoliopsida; Caryophyllales; Amaranthaceae. The record is from RefSeq and is a predicted model, not a curated record. Gene Ontology annotation, cellular component: lysosome. The transcript has 4 exons. Bases 103 to 1176 code for a protein of 357 amino acids.